CCAUGAAAUCGACAACCUAAAGUGCACUGAAUUCACCCUGAUCUGCUGUGUGAACGAUGUUGAGGAAGAUCUCGCCGUUCUGUGGAAGAUGGUCGCCGGAACUGGCCAGGCCAUCGCGCCGCACAACUCCUCGAUCAAUGCGGGCCCUCAGGUGAAGAGCGGUUCCAAGAAAGUGCCAGGACACCCCGAACCUCGACCCAAGCUGGAGAAGCCUUCUGCGAAGAGCAAUAUUGGCGGGCAGCUUGAUUCAGCAUGGCUGCCACAGCCGGUGUACUGGAAUGGUGCUUAUAGGGACUUUUCUCCUGUGCACACGGACUCGGACCUUGGGCCCCACGCGCUCUUUCAGCGAGAGCUCAGUCACCGUGCCUAUGACAAUGGUUCUCAGAGUCGACAUCGAGGGGCUGUCUCUGGUGACUCCGUUGACCCAAGGGUUUACGAUAAAGACGGCAAGAAAGAGAGCGAGGACAGCGACGCCAAUGAUUCUGGCUACUGUCUCAUCUUCAAAGACGAAUACGAGAAUUGA
Messenger RNA from Emericellopsis cladophorae, 523 nucleotides. RefSeq lists its product as uncharacterized. The record is from RefSeq and is a predicted model, not a curated record. The transcript has a single exon. Lineage: Eukaryota; Fungi; Ascomycota; Sordariomycetes; Hypocreales; Bionectriaceae. The annotation marks the transcript as partial.